UUCACACCGGCCCUGCAGCCGCCGCUGACGACACACCUGCCGGCCUGGGAGGAGCCGCGGCGGCGGAGCUGCUUAUCUGGCCGAGCCGCCCGUCACAGGGAGAGAGGGAGGGAGAGGAGAGCUGGAAGAAACACCUGCACCCACAUUAGUACCCGAACAGGUCCAAACAGUCCCAAGAUGUCAAAGAGGAGGGAAUACAGCCCGGCCAAGAUCAGCAGGAGUCAAGCCGGCGACAUGGCUCAGCUGAUCCUCCGCAUGCAGAAGAAUGCUGAUCAGGUGGAGAAGAACAUCCUGAAGGCCGAGCAGCUGCUGAAUCUGGACAAAGAGCGAGAGAAGAGGGGAGAGCAGUCCGUCCACCAGCAGGAGAACGCAGACAACCUGGCCCAGGCCGAGGGGCUGCUGAAGGACCUCUUCAUAGACGUGGCCAAAUCCAAGAAGCUCCAGCACCCGCAGGCCAAGGAGAUCGAGAAAGACGUGAGCAACCUCCACGACCGCUGGGCCCAGGAGUGCGCCAGCUACAGGGACGUGUACGACCAGGUCCAGGACUUGGAGCUGACCCAGAAGAUCGACUGGGGCCCUCUGCUGGAUGAAAAGCUGAGCAAGAUAACCGGGCCGUACGGGCCCAACCUGUCCGACGUGGAGAAGCAGAUCGCAGCUCAUAACAUCCACCACCAGGAGGUGGAGGCGUACAGCGACCAGCUGCAGCCCAGCACCGUCAGCUCCAAGGAGCAGUACGCCGCCCUCAGGGAGAAAUAUGCCCAACUUCUCGACGACUCCCGGCGCCGGCGCCUCCACCUGGCCUCCCUGUACGAGUACAUGCAGAGCUGCAGCAAGGAGCUGGUGUACCUGUCCGGCCAGCAGGAGAGGGUUCUCCAGAGGGACUGGAGCGACCGCAUGGUGGACCCCCCGGGGGUCCGCAUGGAGUAUGAGAGAUUCAAAAGCGGCGGGCUGCAGCAGCACGAGCGGGAGAUCAACCAGCUGCUGGAGGAAGCCGAUCGCCUGGUGGAAGCCAAGCACCCCGGCAGCCCCACCAUCAAGGCACACAGGGAUACCGUGGAGGCCGAGUGGCAGGUGUUCCUCAACCUGUGUCUGGCCAAGGAGUCUCACCUGGACAACAUCGACGACUACAGGAAGUUCCAGCUGGACGCAGAGACGCUGUCCGACUCCCUGAAGAGGCUCGGAUCCACUUUGGACCCCAAGUCGCUGAGCAACAAGAGCAACCCCGAGAUCGUGCUGGCGAUCGAGGGAGACGAGCCGGCGCUGCGCAGGAACGAGCAGCGUCUGUCGGCCCUCAGGGAGAGCAGCGGCGAGGUGGCUCCUCUGAAGCUCCGCAGGACCAAACCCCCCCCACGCACGCCCGCCGUGGCCCUGUGUGACUGGGCGGAUGAAGAGGACUCGGUGCGACGCGGCGAGAAGUUCACCCUCAAGUCGACCUCUGACCCGCGGAACUGGGAGCUGCAGGACCCCGGGGGCCGGACCAGGACCCUCCCCGGGGCCUGUUUCAUGGUCCCGCCGCCCGACGCUGAGGCGCUGGACACGGUUAGCAGCCUGGACAGGAAGCUGGCGGACCUGAAGAGCCGCAGAGCUAAGGUGCUGGCGUCUGUGAAGACCCCCGUGGUGGAGGUGGCGCUCCCCCAGAAGGCCGCCGUCCUCCAGAGUUCUCCAGAAGAUGUCAAAGCUGCGGAGCUAGUCAAAGAGCUCAACAGGAUCAACGAGGGUCUGGAUGAGAGCGAGACGGGGGUCCUGAACCGGCUGAGGAGCCCGCUGGACCAGCGCAAGCCCACGCAGGACCUGGCCAGCAGGCAGCAGGAGAACGAGAGAUCUGCUCGCACCGUCAGGAAGCUGGAGUCGCAGAAGUCGGACGUCCAGAGGGAGAUGGACCCCAUCCUGGCCAGGAAACCCCUGAGACCCGCCGCCUCCGGCCUGCCCCCCAAACUCAGCGAGACCGACGGCAAAAUCAACAACCUCAACGCGCUCAUGGAUCUUUAUAACAAGAAAGCAACGACCUCCAUGUUCCUGGAGAAACAGAUCCAGAAGGUGGAGGGGAUUGUUUCUGGGUUUGAGGAGCAGCUGGCUGAGGAUGGAGCCGUGCUGGAUGAACCCGGCGCUCUCCAAAGUCGCCAGCAAAACCUGCAGGCGAUGCAAAAGGACGCUGCUUCAAAGAAGGAAGAGCUGAAUAAACUGGGCAAAGACCUGGACCUGACGAAGCAAGUGUGCAGCUCCCUGAAGCAGAACUUCAACGAGUACUGCCCCGACAUCCGCCGGCAGGAGACGGAGGUGAAGCACCUGAAGAACCGCUACGCAAACGUCAAUAACCAGCUCCAGGAGAGGUCGGCCCUGGUGAAGCAAGCAACCAACAAGACCCAGGACUUCCAGAACGCAACUCAGUCGCUGGACUUUUUCCUGCUGAAUGUGCCGAACAACACGGUGAAGCCUACGGAUGACCCGGCGCAGAUAACGGCCAAGCAGCGCUCCCAGAGGAAAGUGGUGGAGGACAUCAAGAAGAAGUCUGAUGAUUUAGACCGAAUUAAGGAUAUGUCCCGAGAUCUGCAGAGUGUUUUAAACGGAUAUGAGAGGGAGUCAAUCACCUACCGCAGCACUCUGGAUGGUCAUGAGGACGAUGACAGCGAUGAGGAAACAGCCCCAAAGAAGAGUCAAGCUUCCCCUCUGGCUCAGAGCGUACAGAGGACGGAGAAAGACAUGCUGAACCUCUUCUCGGAGGUUUCUGCAGAGAACAACCAGCGACUCAACCAGCUGGGGACGGCAAAGAACAUGAUGGCGAGGAAUGAAGAGCAGGUCAGUCAGGUGGUCGUCCGGCAGCAGCGGCAGCUGCAGAGCCAGAAGAUGGACCAGGUGGAAACCGACGGUCUGAAAAAGGAGUUAAACGAGGAGGCCAGCAGACGCUUUCAUGCAGAGAAAGACCUGGAAACCUACCGCAAGAGAUUUGUGUCCCUGAAGAGCAGGAGAGGGGUGGAGCGGCUGGAGGAGAAGGAGGUGGUGCAGUAUUACCGAGACCCCAAACUGGAGGUGGAGCUCCAGUCUCUGAAAAACCGCAUCCAGGACGAAGGCUCGAAGAGGUCGAGAACCCAGUCCGAGAUACACGUGAUGAACGAGAAGAUCGUCAAGACGGAACUGCAGCGGACCAAGAUCGAGCCAAAGCUGGUGACUAAAGUUCUCACAGAGUACGAGAGAGACCCCAAACUGGACAAGGAGGCGGCGAGGAUCAGGGACGAGAUGCGGCGGAUUCGUCAGGAGCUCCAGACCAGAGAUACGGAGAAGGUUCACGUGAAGACCGAGCUCACGGUCCUGGCUCAGCAGAGACCCAAAAUCAGGGAGAUGGUGGUGAAGAAGGAGGUGGUGAGGCUGGAGAAAGAUCCGGAGAUGCUGAAAGCGGUCCUCACCUUCCAGAACGACAUCGCCGAGGAGGAGCUGCGCGGCGAGUCUCUCAACGACAGCAUCUUCAGCACGAGGAGCCAGAUCAACGCCCUGGAGAGAAUCAUCCCCACCAUCCACCCCAAGGUCGUCACCAAGGUGCUCAAGCAGGUGCAGCAAGACCCCGACUCGCUGGAGGAGUCCAGGAAGCUGAAGAUGUCUCUGGAAGAGGAGAAGGACGAGAACAUCAUCCUCAAGAAGGACCUGACCAAACUCCAGCUGCGCUACGGGGAAGUGGAGAGGCUCCGGCCCAAGGUGGAGGUCAAGGAGAUCAUCAACGAGAUUUACCGAGUGGACCCGGAGACGGAAGUGGAGCUGGUCCGUCUGAAGAGAGAGCUGCAGGACUCCAGCCGGAACCGCACCGACCUCGAGAAGGAGAUCUACGCGGUGACGUCGUCGCUGACGACCGUGCGAGGUCAGAAGCCGAAGGUGGAGUACAAGGAGGUGACGCAGGAGGUGAUCAAAGAGGAGAAGAGUCCAGAGGUGGUCAGGGAGCUGCAGCGGCUGAGGAGCCAAGUCAGCCGUCUGCAGGUGAACUACGACACCACGGUGGACCUGCUCAGCCGUCUGCGCCGGGAAAGGGACUUGCUCAAGGCGGAGAAGUCCAGGGUGGAGACCAAGCUCGUGACCAAGGAGGUCAUCAAGUACGAGAACGACCCUCUCCUGCUGAAGGAAGCCGAGCGGCUCCGGAGGGACGUCAGAGAGGAGAUCCAGCAGCGCCGCAGCCUGGAGGAGUGCGUCUUCGACCUGCAGAACCAGUACAUCACCCUGGAGAGGCAGAAGCCCGAGGAGAAGAUCGUGAUGAGGGAGGUGGUUCGUCUCCAAAAGGACCCCAAGCAGAUCCUGGAGCACGAGAAGCUGAACCGGAGCCUGGACGAUGAGGUGAAGCUGCGCAGGAAGCUGGAGCUGGAGGUCCGGCAGCUCAGGGGCCUGGUGCAGGAGAAGGAGGCCAACCUGGCUCAGAUGGACGACCGGCAGAAGAAGAUCCAGGUGGAGGCGGAGCUCCGGCGGAUCAGAGCUCGCAUACUCGAGCUGGAGAACGCUCCGGCGCCCGUCCAGGAGAAGAUCAUCAUCGAGGAGGUCCUGAAGGUGGAACGGGACCCCAAGCUGGAGAGACUCACCGACGGCGUCCGCACCAACCUGGAGACGGAGAGCAACGACAUCAGCCGCCUGGAGAGAGAAGUGCGAAACCUCCGGAUCAAGCUGGAAAUCCUGCAGAGGGAGAAGUCGAUUGAGAAGGUCGUGUACCGGGAGGUGGUUCGGGUGGAGAAGGACCCGGCAGUGGAGGCCGAGCGGGACCGUCUCAGAGAUCUGGUGACGCAGGAGAGGAACGUCAGGCGAGACAUGGAGGACAGCAUUCAGAACACCAGCAUCCGGCUGAACCACCUGCAAACCUCAAAGACCAUGACGUCCCAGGAGGAGACCAGUCUCAUGUUCAGCAGAGACUCCCUGCAGAGGGACAAGGACGACCUGCUCCAGCAGCUCCGGGCGCUGGAGUCCCAGAGGCAAGACAUCAGCGUGACCUUCCAGCACCAGUCCAAGCUGAUGAGCGAGAGGAACCAGCUGGCCCGGACCCGGAGCCUGAAAGCCUCGACGGAGAUGGAGCGGCUGGAGAAGGACAUCCUGAACGAGAAGGACCGGAUCCACCAGAGAGAGACGCUCAUCUCCGAGCUGCAGGACAGCAUCAGGAAGGAGGACCACUCGGAAACCCACACCCGGGAGACCAACGUGUCCACCAAGAUCACCAUCCUGGACCCGGACACCGGCAGAGACAUGUCUCCGUACGACGCGUACCUGCAGGGGCUGAUCGACCGCAACCACUACCUGCACCUGUCGGAGCUGGAGUGCGACUGGGAGGAGAUCACGUCCACCGGCCCGGACGGGGACAGCACCAUCCUGCAGGACCGGAAGAGCGGGAAGCAGUACUCGGUGAAGGACGCGCUGAAGGAGCGUCGGCUGACGCCGCACGACCUGACCCGCUACCGCGAGGGGAAGAUGCCCAUCUCCGAGUUCGCCCUGAUGGUCGCGGGCGACGUCAGUAAGCCGUACCUCCCCCCACUGUCCCCGACCAAGGCCGUGCCGUCCUCGCCCCUGAACGCCACGCCCUCGUCCCUGAGGUCGUCCUACGGCAACCUCAGGUCCCACCACAACGGCAGCCUGGGCAGCCUGAGCAACCUCAGCGUGCCGCCGGCCGAGGAGCACUUCCCCAUCUCCGGCGUGUUCGACACCACCACCGACAGCCGCAUGUCCGUGAGGAGCGCGCUGACGCGGAAGCUCAUCGACGCCGACACGGCGCUGAGGCUGCUGGAGGCGCAGGCGGCCUCCGGCGGGAUCGUGGACAUCGGAAACAAGGACAAGGUGUCGGUGCACAAGGCGGCGGAGCAGGGCCUGAUCGACUCCAGCUACAAGAGGAAGCUCCUGAACGCCCAGAAGGCCUUCACCGGCGUGGAGGACCCCGUCACCAAAGUGCGGCUGGCGGUGGGCCAGGCGGCGCAGAAGGGCUACAUCACCCGGGACGACGCCCGGAGGUACAUGGAGGUGCAGUACCUGACCGGCGGGCUGGUGGACCCGGCCAAAGCCGGCCGGUUGACCGUGCAGGAGGCCGCCGCCCAGCACCUGAUCGACAGCAAGACGGCCGACCAGCUGCAGGACGAGGCGUCCCACUCCAAGGAGCUGCGGGACCCCGUCACGGGGGAGAAGAUGUCGUACAAGCAGGCCAUGGAGCGCUGCAGGAAGGACGUGAGCACCGGGCUGCUGCUGCUGCCGGCCGCCUCCACCGACGCCGCCAGCGCCCCGUCAUACUCCAAAUACCGCUUCUGAUCCUCCUACAAGAUGUAGACACACGUGGAGAUGGGAAAUGCCUUGUUUGCUUCAACUCACUGGUGCUACGCUUGAAGGAAAAUAGGUUCCUGGUUCUCAUGUUUUGAAGUAAAAAACCUUUUAAUGGAGAUAAUUAAAGUUGUGAUGUUUCUUCUCUGUACUAUUUUGGGUCUGCUGUUAAAAAAUGGGUAAUUUUUGUUCCACAAAAUAAACUUCUUGACGUUGUGAAAUUAAAAUCACUCAGAAGUGUUUUA
This is a messenger RNA of Cololabis saira (Pacific saury), 6506 nucleotides long. RefSeq names its product envoplakin-like. The record is from RefSeq and is a predicted model, not a curated record. The coding region runs from base 178 to 6252 and encodes 2024 amino acids. Gene Ontology annotation, molecular function: cadherin binding; structural molecule activity. The transcript has 23 exons. Gene Ontology annotation, cellular component: cytoskeleton; membrane; intermediate filament. Lineage: Eukaryota; Metazoa; Chordata; Actinopteri; Beloniformes; Belonidae. Gene Ontology annotation, biological process: intermediate filament cytoskeleton organization; wound healing.